Beta vulgaris subsp. vulgaris (sugar beet) is the source of this 1365-nucleotide messenger RNA. RefSeq names its product putative disease resistance protein RGA3. The transcript has a single exon. Gene Ontology annotation, molecular function: protein binding. The record is from RefSeq and is a predicted model, not a curated record. NCBI's taxonomy places the organism in Eukaryota, Viridiplantae, Streptophyta, Magnoliopsida, Caryophyllales, Amaranthaceae. The coding region runs from base 1 to 1365 and encodes 454 amino acids.
AUGCAUGAAUUUAUUCGCAGGUUUGCUGAAUUUGUGGCCUCAGACACAUGUUUCCGGUGGGAGGAAGGUCAGAGCUCUUUCUCAGUUCCUUGGUACAAAACGGCUCGUCAUUUAUCUUUGCUUUCUGAUUGCAUCAAACCAGAGUUCCGUAAAUACAUUGAAAAUUGUGAUGGUCUGAGGACAUUUCUUCUGCUAAGUGCAAAAGGAACACAAAUUGGCCAGUUUCCUUAUUCACUUUUCCAGAAACUAGUACGAUUGCGAGUUCUAGACUUGAGUCGUACUGAUAUUGAUGAGCUCCCGGAGUCAUUGGGUAGAUUAAAGUAUCUUCGGUAUUUCGAUGCAUCUCAGACACAUAUCCUAAGGUUGCCUAAGUCAGUGACCAACCUUCAUCAAUUACAAGUACUCAGAUUGAGAGAAUGUUAUAAACUUCUAGAGUUGCCAAAAAACGUUAAGAACUUGAGUAACCUUCUACAUCUUGACGUGGACAUUAAAGGAUUGAGGUGUAGACCAGCAAGUAUAGGAAGUCUAAGUUGCCUUAAAACACUUCCUUCCUUUGCUGUUUGUAAGAAGGUAGGAUAUCGCAUUGCAGAGUUGAAGAAUCUGAAGAAUCUAUGUGGUACAAUUUGCCUUAGUAAUCUUGAAAACGUUAAGGAUGGGGCAGAGGCCAGGGAAGCGAUGAUAUGUGAUAAGCCAUAUAUCAAAAGCUUGGAAUUAGAAUGGAGCCGUUUUUCUCGAGAUGGGUCAAUAGAGAUGGAUGUCCUUGCUGGCCUUCAACCAGACAAAAAUUUGAAAGAACUGCAAGUAAUCAACUAUGGUGGUUCGAGCUUUCCUGCUUGGCUUACAAGCCCAUCUUGCAUGCUUGUGAGUAUCUAUAUGCAAAACUGUCGGCAAGAUGACUUUCUGCCUUCACUUGGGCAACUUCCUUUCCUCAAGACACUUCAUGUUGAAGGUAUGCAUAGCGUGAAGUAUGUGGACUAUCAUUUUUGUGGUGAAAGUACAACUGGGGCCUUUCCUUCCUUGGAAUCACUGAAGAUCCAGGACAUGAUGUGCCUUAUGAGUUGGUAUCCAUUACCAGACAAUAGCUUGCUCCAGCUCCGUGAUCUUACAAUUGAGGAUUGUCCAAGUCUCUUCUCAAUGCAAUCGCUAAAACAUAUGAGUUCACUACAAGAACUAGUGAUCAACUGUUGCCCAGGGCUGGAGACAUUGCCUCAGCUACCAGGAUCAAUUCAGUCAUUGAUCAUUUUCGAAAGUGAUAUGGUGAAACAGCGGUGUCAGAUUGAAGAAGGUCCUGAAUGGAACAUCAUAAAAACAAUUCCUUAUGUGGAGAUUGACUACGAGAGUAUGUUUCCUGGAGAUUCAAGUUAG